Molecule: messenger RNA, 1506 nt
Organism: Panicum virgatum (switchgrass)
Lineage: Eukaryota; Viridiplantae; Streptophyta; Magnoliopsida; Poales; Poaceae
Product: protein STAY-GREEN LIKE, chloroplastic-like
Exons: 3
Coding region: 186-1019 (277 amino acids)
Source: RefSeq, a predicted model, not a curated record
UGUCUGUCGUCAACGUUCCACAGCCACAAGCCGAAGCGGCGGCCGGUGGCUCUACGCUUCGACGUCGCCGCAGCAACACCACCAGACAGGCUUCUUGCCAGUUGCCAUGGGGGGCCUUGCUGCUCCUGCAUCCUGAACUAAAUCGAUCUAAUCUGCCCAGAUUCCAUCAUCUGAAGCUUUCGUCAAUGGCGGCGCGCGGCGGCGCGCUCUGCUUCUCAUCCUCGUCCGCCGCCGCCGUCACGUGCAGGAGGGCGGGUGGCUGCAGGCCGGAACCGCCGCGUUUCUUGGUCGUCAGCUGCGACGCCAGGACAGCGGACGUCUACUCCUCCCUGCCCCUGCCAACCAACCAACAGUCGAUGUCGAUCGAUGCCCUCUGCAUGCAGGCCGCGAAGCUGCUGGGUCCUCCCACGACCUUCAACGCGGCGAAGCUCAAGGUUGAGUUCGCCGGGGAGGAUCCGCUGCUGCGGGGCAAGAAGCAGCCUUUCCCCAGAGCCUACACCCUGACCCACUGCGACUUGACGGCCAACCUGACGCUCGCCGUGACCGGGGGGCCCAUGACCAGCGAGCAGCUGCGGAGCUGGCAGUCGACGCUGCAGCGGGACGACGUGGUGGCCGAGUGGAAGGAGGCGGCCGCCGGCGCCGGGGAGAUGGCGCUGCACGUGCAUUGCUUCGUCAGCGGCGCCAACCUCCUGCAGGAGCUGGCGGCGGGUUUCAGAUACUACGUCUUCUCCAAGGAGCUGCCGCUGGUCCUCAAGGCUGUGGUUCACGGCGACGCGGCGCUCUUCUCGGAGCGGCCGGAGCUGAUGGAGGCCAAGGUGUGGGUGCACUUCCACUCCAGCUCCCGCAAGUACAACCGGAUAGAGUGCUGGGGGCCGCUCAGGGAGGCCACCAAGAGGAACCUGCACCUGCUGGAUAGGCGGCUGGACGAACUGCAGAGCGCAAUCACCAGGAGCAGGAGGCGACGCAAGUGGGCGAGCCCAGAGACAAUCUUCAACGCCCUGGUGGCACUACUGCUUUGACAGAUCGAGCAAGGGAUGAGCAUUUCUUUGCAAUCCUUUGCUCUGCUGCUGAAUACUGAUACGGGCAUGUGCAUUCUUCAAUUCUGCUCUGCUCUGCUUGACACCCCAGUUGCCAUUUGCAAUGUGGGUGCUUUCUCCCUUUUUCAGGACUGGUGAUUGCUUGGCUUGCUGCUCCAGUCCAGUAGUAGUUGUCAACAUCAAGUUUGGCAAGCGAAUCCUGUAGUAAUGUACAAUACUGUCGUGGUGUAGAAAACCACAGCCGGCUGGCGGAAUGCACCCGCCUAAUCCUAAGUGUAGGAUGUGCUUGGGAGCAGUCAAGGAAUGCUCGAUCUAGAGGCGUAAGAACACGGAAGCACACAAGGAUUUAGAGUGGUUCGGACCGCCGGAACGUAAUACCCUACGUCUACUGCGUGAUGUAUUGCCUGAGCUUGUGUGCAAGCUAGGGGAGGAGCUAUGGAUGUCUCUGCAUGUGUGAAAACUUGUGAAA